Habropoda laboriosa is the source of this 1572-nucleotide messenger RNA. RefSeq lists its product as uncharacterized. The transcript has a single exon. The coding region runs from base 1 to 1572 and encodes 523 amino acids. Lineage: Eukaryota; Metazoa; Arthropoda; Insecta; Hymenoptera; Apidae. Gene Ontology annotation, biological process: SCF-dependent proteasomal ubiquitin-dependent protein catabolic process. The record is from RefSeq and is a predicted model, not a curated record. Gene Ontology annotation, cellular component: SCF ubiquitin ligase complex.
AUGCCAAGAAAGCAUCAAGUCCAUACGCUAGUGGAUCUAGCAUUGUAUUCCAUUGGGGAAUUUGUAACUACUUUUGGUAGAUACUUAACAAAACAUGUUUGUAAGAUGUCCAAAGGCAAUGCACAAUAUGGGCUUACUAAGAUACCUUUAAUGUUAGAAUAUAUGAAACAUUUAUUGAGUUUCAAUGUACCUCGACAUUUGUAUGAUAAGAUGUCCAGAGCAGUCUUAACUGCAAUUGUUAAGCUAGUUAAAGAAACUAGAGGCACAUAUACUGAUUAUGCUUUAUCAAAAGCAUUUUGGUCAGAAAUGACAAUUGCUCUUCGUUUAACAGAAGUGGCUAUAGAUACACAAUUAAAAACAAUUGAAUUUUCUGCUUGGCCUAAAAUCAUGCGUCAUGUUCUUUAUAAUAAAUUACCUGACAUGACUGGACUUGAAGUUUUGGAUUUAGGUUCAGGUUCAGCUGGUUGGAGAACAUCUGACAUUGAAAAAGUUAUUAUUACUGGAGUUUCUUCUAUGCCAAAUUUAGUAUGUUUUACUUUAUGCUUUGAUUGUACAGAUAACAUCAUAGCAGCUCUAGCUCAGAACUGUAAAAAAUUGCAGAAGUUAGAUGUGACUGCAUCUAGAUCUGUAACAGAACGCAGUGUAAUUCCUUUACUAUCAUGCAAAUAUUUAAAGCAAAUUAUAUUGUGUAGAACUUCUAUGUCUAUACCUGGUUAUGCAAAUCUGUUUUUAGAACAUUUAAAUAUAGAAGAUAUUGGCAGAUGUGAUGAAUUUGGAUAUAUUUUAGAAUAUAUUCAACAAAGUGAAAUUGAUACUACAACUUCUUUUCACAUAAGAACAUUUGAGAGCCGAAAUUUCAAUCUGGAACAUUUAUACCUUUUAGUUGACAUGUGCCCAUAUAUUACAAGUCUUUGUUUACUACGUGAUGAAAGAAUUAUUGAUUUAACAAUUUUAGCUACUCUUGAUUAUUUAAAAGAAUUAAAACUUCUAUCUUGUGAUUUUUAUACCCAUGGAAUAAAUACAUUAUUAGAAAUAAAAGGUCAAACAAUUACAAAUCUACAUUUGGAGCAUGUAGAUGAAAUUGAUUUGAAUGCACUUAUAUGUAUAAGUCAAUAUUGCCCAGAUUUAAAUAGUCUAGUCUUUUACAACUGUGAAUUUUCACAAGAUGUACUAUAUUAUCCAAGAAAAUUCACGAUUCCUCCAUUUCAGUGUUUAGAAAAAAUCAAAUGUGUAAUAGAAUGUGCAAAUGUGCACCUAGAAUUUUUACUCUCACAUUGUAAAAAUAUUAAGUUCAUUCAAUUGGGUUCAUCAACUGGUAUUGGAGAUGAAACAAUAAGAAAAAUAUUUAUGCACAACCAAAUGCGUAAAUUAGAAGAGCUUAAAAUAUUAUUUAGUCAUGAUUUAUCAAUGAACACUAUACAGUUAUUAAUGCAUCAUUGUGAUAAUUUACAUCGUUUAUCAGAAUUAGAAAAUUGGUCAAAAAUAUCACCUACAGAAUUGAGCAUUUUUAGAGAAGAGUUAAAAAAUACUAAUACAAAGUUGGAUAUCAGCCCAAGCCUGUCUUUUGCAUAA